Molecule: messenger RNA, 760 nt
Organism: Ipomoea triloba (trilobed morning glory)
Lineage: Eukaryota; Viridiplantae; Streptophyta; Magnoliopsida; Solanales; Convolvulaceae
Product: protein RKD2-like
Exons: 2
Coding region: 88-648 (186 amino acids)
Molecular function (GO): DNA-binding transcription factor activity
Source: RefSeq, a predicted model, not a curated record
UUGUUGCCUUGCUCUCCCCAACAUUAUCUAUUUUUUUCAUCUUUCUUCAUUGAUUUUAUUUCUCAUUCUUAUAAUAUUUCAUGUCAAAUGGCGAAUCAUGCUUCGUCCUCUUCUCAUUCUCAAUUCAUUUAUUGUAAUGAUUUUGAUGAUGCGUCAUUAUUAGGCGAGCUAAAUCUAGCUCCCCUUUAUGAUUUCGAGAAUGAUCUGUUAGGACCGAUUGAACCACCAAUUGGAAAUAAACCACUUUAUGAAGUAGGAAUUGCAAAUGAAAUUGAUACGUUUGUUGACGUUGAACCCACCACUACACAUGAGCGUGUUGAUGAUGGUGAAUCUGCAGAUGUGAUGCCUGAAAAGAAUGAUAAGAAAAGAUGGGUCAAGAGGACGUUUUGUGAUUCAAGUACGGUAACUAAGGAAAUGAUUUCAAGCUUUUUCCAUUUACCGAUAAAUGAAGCAGCCGUUCAAUUGAAGAUGGGACUUACAGUUUUAAAGGUUCGUUGCAGGGAAUUAGGAAUCUCCAAAUGGCCUCAAAAGAAACUCUUGAGGCUGGAUGAUGACGAGAUGAAAAGCCUACCCCCAAAGAUCCAUGGAGUUUUGAAAUGCUUUCUAAGUUAUUUCAUUUACCCGUUUCUCAGGCGGCAAGAAAAAUGAAAGUUGGGGAUGUAAAGUUUAAACAAAUCUGCAGGAAAUGUGGUGUCAAUCGAUGGCCGUAUAUGAAGUUGAAAAGUAUGGAUCGACUAAUUCAAAGCGUUCAAACCAUGAG